Molecule: messenger RNA, 5413 nt
Organism: Planococcus citri (citrus mealybug)
Lineage: Eukaryota; Metazoa; Arthropoda; Insecta; Hemiptera; Pseudococcidae
Exons: 2
Coding region: 480-5186 (1568 amino acids)
Source: RefSeq, a predicted model, not a curated record
UGGUGAGUUUCGUAUGCACUUAAUUCUGUUAAUUCUACGAUUGUGUUUCGUGAAUUGUUUACCGGUGCACGUGAAAUCGUGAAUGCCGGCUCUAUUAAUUCUCUAAUCGAGUUACUAUCUACGUCAUUCAAUGUGCAAUAUUUCGUUUCUAGAUAAUGUUUUCGUAAUAGUGCAUUGUGCAUUCAGUAUCAUAUUUUCAUUCUGAAGUCUGUCGUCGGUCAUCUUCAUUGAAUAUUAUUCGGAUGCUGUCUUGGAUAUCGUUCCAUAAGUCGGUUAGUGCACGUGUGAUAGCUGUGUUUGUUAUCUAUAAAGAGUCGUCUUCGUAGUUCAUCCUUCGUCUCACACGUUUCGUAUCGCUCGAAAUUCGAAUUGAAUUUAUAAAGCUACUUCGCGAUAAAACUGAAUAUAUGUAACAAAUGUAAGUUGGACUCGCCGUGAUAUAUCAAUAUCUUUACUUAUACGAUACGUUAUACCGAGCAAUGGAAACCGGCGUGCUUUUCCAAUCGAUCCAAAAUGAUCAACGCGAUCCAGCGGCCCUUGCUGACGAAUUCAUCAACGCCAAGUUCCCACUCAAUGAAGCCACUCUGAAGUUGACUCAGCUGCUUGUGUAUUCGUGCGGAAUCAAAGAAAGUAUACGUGAAACAUCUGUUACAAGUGAAAAUCUCGACGCUAUAUUGGAUUUCAUCGAUGAAAAAUUCUCCAAAGUUCGCGAAAGCGCUAUACCUUUGAAUAAUUCGAAAUAUUUCAAAAGAUGCUUGUCGUUUUUCGAACGUAUCUUCACCGUGGAUUGGAAUACGUUUACUAAUAGCGGUAAUUUCGAUACUUCGUUCGUGGCUGUAAUAGAGGGUUUUAGUAUUUGGGAACCUAAGCAGCUACACGUGAUAAGUUUCGCUAUAAAAUUGAAACUGGUUACCGCGUUCUUACCCGGAGGUAGCGCCAAUGUUGACCAAAAUGUUAUGCCGAAGGUGAAGAAAUACGCCGCAGAGAUGCUGAAAAAAGCCAUUUUCUACAAAACGGUUCAGUGUUCGAUUUUAGCUGCGACCGAGUUAUACGAAUGGAUCAAGAAAGACGUUAGUUUCGCGACCGAUGAGAACCUUCGAGUAGUCGCCUGGAUGAUGAAAAUGGAAAAACCUAAGCAGGUUUGUCACGGAAUGUUGAUCGCGUAUUCGCUGCUUCGAAUGGAACAUCUGCAAGAUAAAAUGAUACUGUUCGCUCGUAAAUUGGUAUCGAUAUUCGAAGAUUUGUGUUACACCGAGAAUAAUAAUAUUUUUGAUUGGAUUUGCCGCUGCAGCGAGUUGAUCUACAAGCAUCACAGAGAAGCCAUUUUGCCAGCUUACCAGAACAACUUGCUGGAUAAUUUGUUCGCCAAGGAUCGUCAAAGAGCCAAGAGUGCUGCUGGGUUUUGGAUGGGCGCGAUCUUCGACCCUGCUUGUCACCGAAGUAAUUUUCGAAUUAUAUUGAACUUCUUGGAACAUGUUGGAUCGGACCAUUGGAAGGUGUUGGUCGAUUCGAUUAUCGACGACUAUUCCGCUAUUGUCGAUUGGAACCUGCUGGUGAAUAUAUUACUAGAUGAGGAAGAUGGUGUUCCUGAAGAAACCAGGCUGACGAUGACCGAAAAAGAGAAAUUGUUGAAGUUGAUGUCGUACGUGGUUGAAGAGCUAGUCAACGGUUUCCCUCCUGAAUAUCGAGCCGAAAACAUGAAGACGUUGAGUUUAGCAGUUUGCCACGAUUUUGCAUGCAAAGUGACCGAAGCAUUGGUACCGGUUUUUUGGAAACUUUUCCAUUUAGAGUACACGAAUAAAGAACGUGCUCAGAUCACGUUGAUCUACAUCGCGAAAUUCUUCAAUUUCACCAUGAUCGAACGCCAAAUGAUGGUCGAGUUUGUACAAGAAUCUGUAAACAUGUUCAAAACAUCUCGACAAGCUUUUUGUCACCAAGUUGUAUUGGAUUUGUUGCGACUUAUUGUGAACAACGUCAGAGAUACCGAAUUAACCAAAUUAUGCGAUGACGUAUUCAACGUCUUAAAGGAGUACUGCGAAUCUCAGAUGAUCGAUUUGGUCAAGGAUUUCCUCAGAGAUCCGAACGAUUACAAGGAUUUGCAAGCCGAAUGCGUUCAAACUGCAGAGGGUACUUUGAUUCGAAUUUUAGCCCUGAAUCGCGUCAUGCUUUUGGAUAGAAAAGUCAUCUUCGAUAUUCCGCAAGAAAUGCUGCAUCACGAAAUUCUACCCAAUAAUCCGGUUUUCCUGUGUAUUGUAUACGUCUGCGUGUGUUUAAUGUGCGAACACGUGAUCUACUCGGCGAAAUUUUUGAAACAACUGCACGAAGAAGAGCAAAACAUUCCGGAUAACUAUAACGAUAUUCUGGACGAAAUCGACUUCACGAUUAAACAUUUGAGUAUCCGAUUGAAAGAAUGGUAUCCGUGGAACGAGCUCAGCGUCAGUACGUUUUUCAACCUUUGUAAAGUUCUCGAAGCCGUCCGAGAUUUGCCAUUGAGCCAGGAUACGUGGAAUUCACUGGUGACUUUGCCAGUUCGAUAUAUGAUUGUGGGAUACGUCGCUCACAUGGUAUGGAAAUCCGAUGACGAAUGGGGAGCUGUUUCCAGUGUCAAUGAACAAACCAAGGUCUGGAUUAUGAACGCUUUCUUGAAUCUAAUCGAGUGCAAAGUGUUACCUUUAUCUUACACGGCCGAUCCUAUGACUAAUAUGAAUAAGCAACCGGCAGCGAUGGAGCAUCCAUUGAGACAAUUUGUAUCCAACGUGUGUGCUACCGAAGAAGAGUCAACGGUUGUUAAUUGGUUGUUGAAAUGGAUGAUCUGUUUAUUCGAAUUGUCGUCGAAGGAUUGCCUAGACGUAGUCGCCUGUUUCGCCGAAUUGAUUUACCCGAUACGUAAACCGAUGCAGGAUAUUAUUCACCGAUUGAUUCUUAGAGGUGUCGAUUUCGCUCUCAGUGGAUCUCAAGGUGGCAAGAGCCCAGCGUCGAGACACGACUUUCUCAACGUCAUGGCGAAAUUGUGCGAAUGUUUAGAUGACGCGAAGAAGACCUCGAUUGAGAAACAUUUCACUGAAAAUAGAUUCGAUAAGGAGAACGUCAAAGUAUUGAAAAGUUUCUUGAGACGUAUCAAGAAAAAACCAGCGUCUAAAAAAGUGGAAACAACGACUCCGCAGCAGAAAUCUGUACAGGUAUCGUCGCCGAUUCUCAGCUCUCAUCGGACCAGCCCUGCUACAUUAGACGAUAACUUCUCCGUUUGGUCUGCAUCGUCGAGAAAUCGAUCAAGCUCUGUAUUAGCCGAUGAAAGUGAUCUGAAUUCGAUGCAUUCCGGCAGAAGACCGAUUUUAAUGUUUCGCAGCGAUAAUGAAAAUGUCACGAGCUUAUCUAACGUUAUGCGUGCCGGAAUACUCAUCGAUGAAAUGUCCACUGCCGCGCCACUAGCUUCCUCGACUCCGAUAAAUUUAUUCGAAACGUUGGCGAAAAACACGUCUCCAGGGUCCGGAGAGGUGCACAGAUUAUUCCAAGGUUUACAAAUGCGGUCGACAGAAGACAACGGUAUGGAUAUUAGUUCAUCAGUAUCUGUCGUCAGUGAAAAUAUCCACGAUGGUUUGAAUGAAUCGCACGAGACCAGACCUACAGAGCAAUUGGAUGAAGUUAUGUCCGUUUCUGCCGCAAAUCCUGUUACUCAGAGUGAAAACACAUCGCAGGUUCUUGAUAAUGUGAGCGAUUUGUUGAAAAAUCAGCGAUCCCCUUCUUCUGACGUGCGUAGCGUAGAAAAGAGUCCAACAAGGUCUGUGCCCAGUGACGAUAUCAGCGAUGUUUCGAUGAAAGCUCAAGCCAUGAGUCCAGCUAACUCUGUUUACAAUGUAUCUAACGACGUUUCACCCAGAUCUUCAGCUUCAUUCAGAGAACCUGAUACCCAGAGCUUCGUCGUCGAUGCUGUGAGCAAAUUAUUGAAAGAUUUACGCCAGACUUCGACAGGCCACAAUACAACUUCGAGUAGCUCGCCGAUGUCCGAUUCCAGUAAAGAAGGCGACGAAAUUUUAAGACAGUUGCGAAUCAAAAAUCCCAAAGCGUUGGCUCGAGAAAAACCAGAAGAUGGUUCAUCAAAUGUCGAAAGAAAACGCGAUUCUCAAACCGUAAGCCAGUCCCAAGCUUACAAGAAUGCGACCAACCUGCUAAGAAGUCUCGAACCGUCAUCAGGAGAAGAUUACGACAUGAUGAAAAACUCAUCGGUAUCUGAAUCUGGCGAAGAUAGCGCAGCUGUUGACAUUAUUACUCCUGCUGCGAUUCCAAUCGAUGGUUUACUGAAUAAUCCUUCGUCAGCAGAGAAUCACGAUUUGAUGAAAAACUCUUCGAUAUCCGAAUCUGGCGAAGAUGGUGUAGACUUCAUUACACCCCCCGCGAUUCCUAUCCAUGGUACACCGAAUGAACCGUCAUCAGCGGAGAAAUACGAUAUGAUGAAAAAUUUAACGAUAUCCGAUUCCGGCGACGAUGAAAUCGAGGUGAUUACUUCUCCUGUGAUACCUUUCCGUGAUAUACUGAACGAUCCUUCAUCAGCAUCUUCGAUCACUGCUAAACUCCUCGAUGCUCGAUCCGAUAGCGCUUCCCAGUUAUUGCAGAACAUAAACGAACUAUUGAACAAUUCGCAAUCACCUUCACAACCCAACGAUGAAAUGCCCGAAAGCCCAAAUUUAUCCGAAUCUAGUGGAGAAGCGUUGAAAGAUUUAUUAUCUGCGAAAUCCAGCCCGUCGUCUUGCCCCGAAGUAUCAAUGGAUAUUUCGUUUAUAUCUUCCCCUCCGGCCAAUUCACCAAAUACUCAAACUGAGAACACCGCUCGAGCGUAUGGUGAAGUGAGCAAACUGUUGAAGACUCUCGAUAAACCUGUAAUGGAUGACUUUGGUGUAGCGAGAAGCCCAGCGAUGUCCGAGUCCAGCGAAGAGAACGACGACGUUUUCAAAAAUUUGCAGCUUGAGAGUCCUACUACCUCUAGUCAAGCUGUUAGAAAUGUUGCCAGAGAUUUAUUCGGUCCGUCGGCUGAGGAAGAAGAAGCCAAUCAGCGAUCUGGUAGCUCUAUUAUAGAAAACUUGCAAAGGGUUUCGUUGUCUAAUGCUGAGACUGAGACCGAGAAUAGCGAUUCGUCGGCGUUUGAUUUUGCCAAGUCUCCUUUGAAGAAAAAAGGUCGAUAUGAGUUUUAGAGUGUUUUUUAUUUUUAUUCGUCAAUUUUUCGGGAUUUUCUAAAUUAUUUUUAUUACAAUGUUUCGAACAAGACGCGUUCUAAUUGUGAUGAUAAUUUCUCAAGUGAGUUUAUAUAGGUUCGUGUUUUUUUUGCACGUUAUGUGCGAAUAAGUCGAUAUUUUGUUAUCGAACUUGAAUUUUUGGAUAAUUUAUUUUUUAUACUGUUUUGAUAUCUAAUUACAUUUUG